Molecule: messenger RNA, 3327 nt
Organism: Sinocyclocheilus anshuiensis
Lineage: Eukaryota; Metazoa; Chordata; Actinopteri; Cypriniformes; Cyprinidae
Product: NACHT, LRR and PYD domains-containing protein 12-like
Exons: 10
Coding region: 1-3327 (1108 amino acids)
Molecular function (GO): protein binding
Source: RefSeq, a predicted model, not a curated record
AUGGCAUCUGUUGAGCAGCAUUGUGACACACUAGACGAGCAGGAUGAAGAAAAGCCGAAUCACAAGCAAGGCCCGAUGAGCAGCAGUGCUCACAAUGUAGUUAGUGUGAAUGCUCAUAUGGGAGCAAUUGUAAAUUCUCCUACACUCAUUGGAAACACCAUCAAAGGCCAAGUGACCAUCAUCUGCAACACUGCAGUAAAUGAGCCACAAAAAAACUCAGAGACAGAGAUGGCACAGAAACACACAGAAAAACAAGAUCUGAUUCUGAAAAAAUUCUUGGAAACCCACAAAUCCAUCAUGAAGGAGAAAGCAGAACAUAUUUUUGAGGGCAAAGAAGAAAAUGAAGUACAUCUCAAGGAUGUUUACACAGAACUCUUCAUCACAGAGGGAGAUAUGAAAGAUGUUAAUCAGGAACGCGAGAUUCUAAAGAUUGAUCAUGCUUUCAAGAACAAACUACCACAGGACAAACCAAUCAAAUUCAAUGAUAUAUUUACUGAACUGAGGGGAAAAAAUGAGAAAAAGAUUGUGCUGACCAAGGGCAUCGCUGGCAUUGGAAAAACUGUCUCUGUGCACAAGUUCAUCCUGGACUGGGCAGAAGGAAAAGCCAAUCAGAAUAUAGACUGUGUGUUCCUGCUUCCAUUCCGAGAGAUCAACUUUAUGACAAAUGAUGAUUUCAGUCUUCAUGAGCUUCUGCUGGAAUUUUAUUCUGAACUGAAGGACCUGGAGAAAACAAAGCUAUAUAAGGAAUGCAAUCUAGCGUUUAUAUUUGAUGGUCUUGAUGAGAGUCAUAUGCCUUUAAAGUUUAAAAGUAGAGCAUCAAAAAGAGCCAUUGUUGAGCAAAAAUCAUCCGUAGAUGUGCUGUUUACAGGUCUGGUCAAAGGUGAUCUGCUUCCAUCAGCUCUUGUCUGGGUGACCUCACGACCAGCAGCAGCCAAUCAGAUCCCUCCUCAGUAUGUAGGUUUGUUCACAGAGGUGCGAGGAUUCACAGACCAACAGAAGGAGGAGUACUUCAGAAAGAGAAUCACAGAUGAGACUCUGGGCUCCAGAAUCAUCUCACAAAUUAAGACAUCUCGUAGUCUCUACAUCAUGUGCCACAUUCCUGUGUUCUGCUGGAUCACGGCCACAGUAUUUAAAGAUAUUCUCAUUGAGAACGAUGCACAGAACAUUGACACAACACUCACUGAAAUGUACAUUCACUUCCUGCUGAUACAGAUGGACAUGAAGAACCAGAAGUACGAUGAACAAGAAGAAAGACAAUGUACAAAGCUCUUAGAUUCAAACAGAACAACGAUUUUAAAGUUAGCCAAGCUAGCGUUUGAACAGCUGAAGAAAGAAACCAUUGUGUUUAAAGAGGAAGAUGUGAGAGCAUGUGGUAUUGAUGUGAGUGAAGACACCGAGUUCACAGGAAUGAUAGCUGAGAUCUUUAAGAAGGAAAAAGGACUUCAUGAAAAGAAGUUCUUCUGUUUUGUGCAUCUGAGUGUUCAAGAGUUCCUUGCUGCAGUGCAUGUGUUCAUCUGUUACCUGAACAAGAACAUGCAGGAGCUUCAGUUUUUCUUUGAUGAGCCAGAAGAAAAUGUCACAUUGCAGGAGCUAUUGCAAAAGGCUAUUGUUAAAGCCGUGACGAGUCAGAGAGGACAUCUGGACCUGUUCCUGCGGUUUCUGAUGGGCAUUACACUGGAAUCCAGUCAAAAUCUGUUCGAAGGCCUGAUCUCACACACUGAAGACACCACAAAGAGCAUCAGACAAACAAUUCAGCACAUUAAACAAGUACAAGAUGGGUACGUUAUCUCAGAUGAAGCUUCGGUCAACCUAUUUUACUGCUUACUUGAGCUCAAGGAUCAUUCAUUAUAUGAGGAAAUCCAGAGAUACGCCAGUUCAAAUGAACAUCCAGAAAGAAAACUCUCAUCUUCAAUGUGCACAGUGCUGACCUACAUACUGCUGAUGUCAGAGAAGGUGCUGGAUGAGUUCAACCCAAAGAGGUUCACGUCCUUACAAGAAAAUUACAGGAGACUUGUUCCAGCUGUGAGAGGCUGCAGAAUAGCCCUAUUUGAUGGCUGUGGUCUUGAUGAAACGUGCUGUGAAACUGUAACUUCAGCUCUCCAAUCUUCAAACUCCCAUCUGACAGAGCUGGACCUCAGUAGCAAUGACCUGCAAGAUUCAGGAGUGAAGCUGCUUUAUGAUGGACUAAAGAGUCCACACUGUCAACUGAAAAUACUGAGACUACGUGGCUGUAAUCUCACUGAUCAGUCCUGUGAAAGUUUGUCAUCAGCUCUACAGUCCUCUGUCCUGAGAGAGUUGGACCUGAGUAACAAUGACCUGAUGGAUUCAGGUGUGAAGCUGCUUUCUGAUGGACUGAAGAGUCCAAACUGUCAGCUGGAGAUACUGAGAUUUUCCAUGUGUAAAUUCACUGCUCAAUCUUGUGAGAGUUUGUCAUCAGUUCUACAAUCGUCAGCCUCCUGUCUGAGAGAACUGGACCUGAGUAACAAUGACCUGAUGGAUUCAGGUGUGAAGCUGCUUUCUGAUGGACUAAAGAAAAACUGUAACCUGGAGAAACUGAGGUUAUCUGGCUGUAUGGUUACAGAGGAAGGCUGUGGUUAUGUGUCUUCAGCUCUGAGUUCAAACCCCUCACACCUGAGAGAGCUGGAUCUGAGCUACAAUAUCCCAGGAGAAUCAGGAGUCAAGCUGCUCUCUGAAAAACUGGAGGAUCCAAAAUACAGACUGGACAAACUCAAUGUGGAUAAUAAAGGAGAAUCCUGGAUUACAGCAGGACUACACAAAUAUGCCUGUUUUCUCACACUGGAUCCAAACACAGCAAACAAUGAACUCAUUCUGUCUGAGGAGAACAGAAAGGUGACAUAUGUGGAAAAAGAUCAGUCAUAUCCUGAUAAUCCUGAGAGAUUUGAUGUGUAUCAGAUUCUGUGUAGAGAGAGUCUGUCUGGACGCUGUUACUGGGAGGCUGAAUGGAGUGGAGUUGAGGCUGUUAUAUCAGUGACAUAUAAAGGAAUCGUCAGGAAGGGAAGGAGUCGUGACUGUAUGUUUGGACGCAAUAACAUCUCCUGGAGCCUGUUGUGCACUGAAGCCAAGUUCACUGCCCGUCAUAAUAACAAUUCAACGGACAUCUCUACUCUUUCACGCUCCUCUAAUAGAGUAGGAGUGUAUGUGAAUGUGUCGGCCGGCACUCUGUCCUUCUACAGUGUCUCUGACACACACAAACUCACACACAUACACACAUUCAACAACACAUUCACUGAACCUCUCUAUGGUGGAUUUGGGGUUUAUUAUGUGAACUCCUCAGUGUCUCUGUGUGACAUAAACAGCCUCUAUUAA